AGAGAUUCAACUGUACAAACAAAGAACUUGUAGAAUGGGACUUAAUCAUUUAAGAAAUUUAGCAACUGUUAGACCUGUUAGACGUUUUUUUAAUCCUAAAAAUGACGUAGCCUUCAAAAAGAUUUUUGGUGUGAAACAAAACAAGCUAUUUUUAUUAAGUUUUUUAAAUUUGAUAUUAAGACGAGAGGGUGAUAAUAUGAUUGAAGAGGUUGAAUUAUUACCUCAGGAGCUAUCUCCUCAAUACGAAGAUUCUAAAAAAUCUAUUUUAGAUGUUUCUUGUCAGGACAAAAAAGGACGUAAAUACAUUGUUGAAAUGCAAAACAAAAGACUCAGCUCAUUCAUCCAAAGAUUAGAAUAUUAUGCCUCACGUAUUUAUUCCGACCAACUCUUUGAAGGUGCAGAUUAUUUAGAACUUAAGCCAGAAUCAAAUAUAUAUUUUUUACCAAAUCUUUCGUAUGUAUUUGUUGAACUUUCAAAAUUUAGUAAAUGCAGUGAACAACUCAAAACUCCUGAGAACUAUUGGAUACAUUUAUUAAAGGAAGCCUCUGAUGAAAAUGAAUCUCCAAAAGAAGCGCCUAAUGAGAUUCAAGAAGCUUAUGGAACCAUGAUGGCAAUUUUAGAUGAUGAAGAUGCAAUUAGAACUGCUAAAAACAAAGGUAGGGAGGAAGAGAAAGAGGUAGGUAGUGAGGAAACAAAAGAAGAAAUUACAUGUAAGCUUUUGAAAAAAGGUUAUUCUUCUCAAGAUAUUUCAGAUGUUACAGGUUUAUCAGCUUCAAAAAUUUGA
Molecule: messenger RNA, 784 nt
Organism: Funneliformis caledonium
Lineage: Eukaryota; Fungi; Glomeromycota; Glomeromycetes; Glomerales; Glomeraceae
Source: the annotation of a GenBank genome assembly